This is a messenger RNA of Salvia miltiorrhiza (redroot sage), 1665 nucleotides long. RefSeq names its product alcohol dehydrogenase-like 7. Bases 357 to 1523 code for a protein of 388 amino acids. The record is from RefSeq and is a predicted model, not a curated record. Gene Ontology annotation, cellular component: cytosol. Gene Ontology annotation, molecular function: S-(hydroxymethyl)glutathione dehydrogenase [NAD(P)+] activity; zinc ion binding. Gene Ontology annotation, biological process: formaldehyde catabolic process. Lineage: Eukaryota; Viridiplantae; Streptophyta; Magnoliopsida; Lamiales; Lamiaceae. The transcript is spliced from 10 exons.
CGAUUUCAAUUGAUCUUAUCGACAUAUCUAUAUGACUAUGUAUAAUAUAAAAUACUUAUUAAAUUACUUUGUUAAAAUAAAAGAAAAAAUGCGGUAGGCUGGGAAUAGUCGUCGACUCCUCGUUUUGUAGAUUUCAAACACAUUACUACUAUAUCCAAAUGCAUAGCUGGUUGGUUGUAGAUUCCAAAUCUGUAAUCCUGUAGCGUUGUUACAAAAUUAAAAAUGGCCUUAUCCCCCCCCUCCACAAAAUCUCAAGUUUCUUUCUGCAAAGUGCGCUUCCCAUAUAUAAUCCAAACAUCCCAAAAUCAACCACUUCACAAAGUUGAGUUCACGUUCAACAUUUCUCCUCUUUCAAAAUGGUUGACACUGCUGUUGACUCCGCCAAAACUGCCGGAAAACCCAUAAAAUGCCGAGCGGCGGUGGCGAGGGCAGCUGGGGCGCCACUCGUGAUAGAGGAGGUGAUUGUGGAUCCUCCUAAAUCGGGAGAAGUUCGCAUCAAAAUCAUCUGCGCCUCUCUCUGUCACACCGAUGUUACUUUCUUGAACUUGAAUGUGCCCCCGGCAUGUUUUCCGAGAAUUCUGGGACAUGAAGCAGUUGGUGUGGUGGAGAGCGUGGGCGAUGGCGUUACUGAGGUUGCUGAAGGCGAUAUGGUUAUCCCGAAUUUUAUGUCAGAUUGUGCCGAAUGUAGAGAUUGCAAAUCCAAGAAGAGCAAUCUGUGUACCAAAUUCCCUUUCAGAAUUGAUCCUUGGAUGCACGAUGGUUCGAGCAGAUUUAGAGAUCUCAAUGGAGAGACUCUAUACCAUUUCAUGUUUGUGUCUACUUUUGCAGAGUACACAGUUGUUCAUCUUGCUAAUGUAGUAAAAGUUGAUCCAACGGUCCCUCCGAACAGGGCUUGCCUCCUUGCUUGUGGAGCUUCGACAGGCAUAGGAGCUGCCUGGAGGUCUGCAAGUGUCGAACAAGGAUCUACAGUUGCCAUCUUCGGUCUGGGGUCAAUUGGAUUGGCAGUUGCAGAAGGGGCGAGGUUGUGUGGUGCUGCCAGAAUAAUUGGCAUUGAUGUGAACCCUGAAAAGAUUGAAAUAAGUAAAAAAUUUGGAAUAACCGAUUUCAUUGACUCAACAAGCUGCAACGAAAAAUCUGUAAGCCAGAUCAUAAAUGAGAUGACCGAUGGAGGAGCAGAUUACUGCUUCGAAUGUGUUGGAAAGGCAUCCCUAGUUGAGGAAGCAUUUGACUGCUGUCGAAAGGGGUGGGGUAAGACAAUCGUGCUCGGGGUGGAUAGACCUGGUACGCUACUGCAAUUCAAAUCUACGGAAGUCCUUGUCAGUGGAAAAACUAUAUUGGGAUCCCUGUUUGGAGGUCUCAAACCAAAGUUGGACAUACCGAUCCUUGUUAAGAAAUACAUGGACAAGGAACUGGAACUGGAUAAGUUUGUGACGCAUGAGGUGGGUUUUGAAGAGAUCAACAAAGCUUUCGAUUUGCUCCAUCAAGGAAAGAGCCUCAGAUGUGUGAUUUGGAUGGAUAAGUGAAUUCAUUUAUCGUUUCAACAGAUCAACAAAGAGCGACGAUCACUAUUUUAAUUUUAACUAUUUAUAAAUAAGGUGCAUGUCCUCUAUUGUAGAAUUCGCUCAAUUUUCAUUUCUCAAUCAUUCACAUUUUAUUAUCUCAGAA